Molecule: messenger RNA, 594 nt
Organism: Rhododendron vialii
Lineage: Eukaryota; Viridiplantae; Streptophyta; Magnoliopsida; Ericales; Ericaceae
Exons: 4
Coding region: 1-594 (197 amino acids)
Molecular function (GO): RNA-DNA hybrid ribonuclease activity; nucleic acid binding
Source: RefSeq, a predicted model, not a curated record
AUGUUACCAUCUCCAGGAAAGCUCGAGCUGAACACCAAUGGUUGCUUCUAUGAAUCCAUCAAUAAGGCUGGAUAUGGAGGAGUUCUUAGAGACAGCUCGGGAAAAUGGGUGCUCGGCUAUUAUGGGAAAGCUACAAGCACCAGCAGCUUGGAAGUUGAAAUAUGGGCUAUCUAUAGAGGUCUCACUGUCAUCUUCAAGAAAGGAAUAUCAAGUGUCAUCCUUGAGUUCGAUUCAAGUGUGACAGUUAACUUCUGCAAUGAGGGACCUCCGCCUGAUCACCCUUGGCAUGAUUAUGGCGUUGUUGGCAUAUCAUAUGACGUUUCACGUGAACUUGUGACUAGUUUGAUUUGGGCCGUAGUGCCAAAAUUCGUGACACACCCACAACGCCACAUUAUUGAGGAAGUGAGAAGACUUGCCGGUGGAACAAAUUCAAUUAUAACCCACAUCUACCGACAAGCAAAUCAGACUGCAGACUGUCUUGCAAGACUUGGCUCGCAACAAGAAGAUGAUUUGAUUGUAACUAGCUCCAUUCCUUUUGCAGCUAGGGAAUUCGCCCUGGCAGACGCCAUGGGUGUUGGCCAUCUCCGGACUUAG